CUAUCUCGCUCUCUCCCCCACCUUUGAAAAGAUCUGCUCUCCUCUCCUACAAAUAUGUUCUAUUUCGUUAUCAACGCACCCAAUUCAGAAAGGAUAGAAAAGAAAGAAGCUGCAGAUUUUUGGAGAGAGAGAGAGAGAGGCUAUGAGAGACCUCCCAUACGAGAUUUUCAUUAACAUCCUUCCAAGGGUACCCAUCAAAUCUCUCUUUCGAUUUAGGUGCGUAUGCAAGGCCUGGCGAGAUUUACUUACAGAUCCUCAUUUCAUCAAACAACAACUGAAUCAUUCAGCUGAAACCAAUAUCUCCAACCGUAAUCUCAUCCUCAACUGUGGAUCCAAUCUAUACAACGUCCUCUAUUCAAUCCACAAUGAUACCUGGGAUGAUGAACCCGUAAAGCUCGAUUUGCCCUGCAAGCUUUCCACCAUUGAAAUUGUUGGUUCUUGCAAUGGCUUGGUUUGCCUUUUGGGUUAUUUGAAUCGUGUCUACGACGUCAUUAUCUGGAACCCAUUCACCAGAGAUUACAAGAUGUUGCCUUACGCACCUUUUCAGCUUCCGGGUCGUGCAGUUUCUCGUUUCCCUGUUCUGGGUUUUGGUUACAGUCCAUCAAAAGAUGUGUACAAGGUGUUAAGGGUUAUAUACUUUCAUGUUGAUUGUAGGAUGGUUAGUUCUUGUCGUUCCCUGGUUGAUGUUCACACCCUCGGAACGGAUUCAUGGCGAAGGAUCGGCGAAAUCCCUUUUGAUAUUCGUGAUUGGUUGUCGGGGAUUUUCGUUAAUGGAGCUCUUCAUUGGAUUGCAAUUCGCAGUUCCAGACCAGACACUAUUGUUUCUUUUGAUGUUGGAAAUGAGGUCUUUAGAGAAAUACCACAGCCUUACUUUGGGGAUCAUAGUUUUCAUAGCAAAUUGGGGGUUUUGGGAGGAUUCCUUUGUAUGAUUUGCACAUUCUAUGAUAAUCACGUCAAGAUAUGGGUGAUGAAAGAUUAUGGAGUGAGAGAGUCUUGGAUUAAACACUUCUCCAUCCACCAACCCAUGGUUGUUGGUCAUUUUAAACACUUGAAGCCACUUGGAUUUACAAAGAGCGGAGAAAUUCUUCUGGAGAUGCAUGAUAGAAAGCUGGUUUUGUAUGAUUUGGAAAAAAAAAGGUUUAGAAAUCUUAUAAUUCAAGGUGUUCCAGAUUGGUCUGAGGUUGGUGUUUCUAUUGGGACUCUUAUUUCGCCCGAGGCUCGCAGUUGAGAUGUGUAAAUGAUGGCAUAAUUCAAGGUACUCUGUAAAGCUUGUUGCUCAUUUAUUUUAUUUUUCUAUGUACAUAAUGUGGCUUGAUGCUCAUUUUUGCUUUUCAGUGUAUACCGUAUUUGUUUGUAAAGAGUGUUUGUUUGUAAAUAUUGUUGACAUAAUUGCUGUUAUACUCAUGAUUUAUAAAAAUUAUUUCUUUGUUUUGGCUUUA
This is a messenger RNA of Macadamia integrifolia, 1439 nucleotides long. RefSeq names its product F-box protein CPR1-like. The transcript has a single exon. Lineage: Eukaryota; Viridiplantae; Streptophyta; Magnoliopsida; Proteales; Proteaceae. Bases 143 to 1228 code for a protein of 361 amino acids. Gene Ontology annotation, molecular function: protein binding. The record is from RefSeq and is a predicted model, not a curated record.